Messenger RNA from Gallus gallus (chicken), 8522 nucleotides. It is a transcript of the gene ST3GAL6, whose product is annotated as ST3 beta-galactoside alpha-2,3-sialyltransferase 6. Gene Ontology annotation, biological process: glycolipid biosynthetic process. The coding region runs from base 3046 to 4161 and encodes 371 amino acids. Lineage: Eukaryota; Metazoa; Chordata; Aves; Galliformes; Phasianidae. Gene Ontology annotation, molecular function: beta-galactoside alpha-2,3-sialyltransferase activity. The transcript has 14 exons. The record is from RefSeq and is a predicted model, not a curated record.
GCGAGUCAAACGCCACCUCCAUCCUAACGCGCAGCAUGCUUCCUUCCACGUUUUCUUUUGCAGAUGGGGUUCAGCUGAACGAAGCCCCGCUCUUCUUCCUCAUCGUUACCGUAAGCGUGCGGAAGUCGGGCUGGAGCUGCUUGCGGACGGUACGGCCCCUCUAAGAAGCUGCACGUUACCUUCUCUCUGCGGUUCGAUCUGAUUUGAAGUCCCUUCCCUGUUGACAACUGUGCUGAAUUGAGAGUACUGGGAAUGUCAGGCAUUCGUGUUAUCAAAGAAGCUGCUGAAACUGUUGGUGUCCCGAAACUUGCUUACUUCUGAUCUGUCAGGAUCACUGCCCUGAGAAGCUCCCAGGACCUGCUAGCAGUGCGUGGAGGAGCAGCUGUCCUAAGCAACAGAAACAGUUUCAGUUUUGCAUGCUGAGGUAUGAGGAGAAAAGGACUUGAACUCCAGCCCCCAGAGUAUGUUGCGAGACUUGUUUAUAUUCCAGUCUUUCUGGAAGAAGAUCUGAAGGAAAAGGGAAAACAUGGGCUGAGAAGGAGCCAUGUUGGCCCUGCAGAGCGUGGGAGGAGCCUGCAUGGACUCAGACCUCCCAUUCCGUUUGUGUUUUGUUCUAUUGGGUACGCAUUGACACCUAGAAUGCGUAAUAUAUAAAUGGGAGUCCAUCUGAAGGCUGGCUAAAGCCUUAGGUAUUAAAUCCAGGAGAGUAUAGCGGAGCUGGGGAAAUCAUUUUACAGCCUAAUUGUGAUAGGACAAGGGGGAAUGGCUUUAAACUAAAAGGAGAAAUUUAGAUUAGAUAUUAGGAAGAAAUUAUUUAUUCAGAUAGUGAUGAGGCUCUGGAACAGGCUGUCCGGAGACACUGUGGAUGCCUCAUUCCUGGGUGUGUUCGUUAAGCCUGGAUGAGGCCCUAGACAGCCUGAUUGGUGGGUUGGAUCAUGGCAGAGGGGUUGGAACUGGAUCAUCUUUAAGGUCCCUUUCAGCCCUGGGCCAUUCUAUGAUCUUCUCAUCAAGACUGUGCUACCUAAUGCGUCUUCUUAUUUUUUAUUAUUGUUUUACUUUUAGAUGCAGUUAGAACUGGAUUUAUAGUGUUUGCUCUGAUUAAAGCUUUGGGAGUUGAGAAAGCAGAACUAUUUCUGCUCAGCUUAUAUGUGCUUUGGACUUUGCAUAGGUUAUAGAUUAGCUUUUGACAGACCUCAGAGGUUUUUUGUGCUGCACUGGAGCUCCACUGCUGCUGGGCAUGAGGAUAAGUUCUUGUCAGCAUUCAAAUGCCCAGGAAGAACUUAAAAAUAAUAAAGAGAAGUUUUGGGAGAAGGCCUGUGGAGGGGCAGGACAGGCAAAGUGUAUGAAAAUCUGUUUCCAGCUUAUGUGUAUUUUUUUGCAGAAACUGGGCUUAUCCUGACAGCCCUUAUCUAGGGGCAUAAUCAUAGGCAAAGAAGCUGAGACAAUGGACUUGAUCUUAUUCUUGUUUGUGACUAUCGGCAAGGUUUUGAAAAUAUAUGAUACUUGGAAAGUAUCAAUAAGAUGAGAAUCCAGGAGUUACUGUUUCUCUUCUUCCCCUCCAAAGCCACUGGUUGGAUUUGGAUCUCCCCAGGGCUGCCUUGUAGCCCCAAAUUAGCAAUGUUCAACUGUGCUGCAGAAGAUACGUUACCUGUUGGAAUGAGCCCUAAGCCAUUUCAGAACAUUACAGAAUAUUGUUUUCUUUCUUGGAUGGGAAAAAUAAUUUGAAAACAGCAAACCAACUGGCUCUUUGAUGCUUUCAGUUUUGAUUACAUCUACACCGUGCUACAGAGCAUGGCUCCAUGUUGACCUGUGUCAACCUGAGUCAAAAUAUUAGCUCAGAUGGGAAGGGUCACCUACCAACCCCACUGUAGUCUCAAGCUGGAGGUAAUAUUUUCUGCCUCUCAGCAGGGCUAAUUAGCUUGUCAUGGAACCAUUGCACCAGAUGCUGUUACUAUUUAAGGGCACGUUCAGUGGUAGCUGAUGCCUGUGUUCUGCUGUGUUUCGCACAUCAGGGUUUUCUGGCAGGAUACUCUGGCUCAUGCUUUGCACUGCUGUUUUUUCAUCUCUAGAGCAGGUAUUUGGUCUCAGUGGCAGUGAAUUCAACAUAGUUAGACCCCGAAGCAAUAUGUCUGUGAACCAGUGUGCAUCACUAAUUGCUUGGUACCCCUGAGCACAGGAUCACAGCAGCCUGAGAGGCAUAUUCUUUUUGAGUAGGUCUAAAGAAAAGACCUCACACAUGUACAAGACUGAGGUCAGUUAUUAUGUGUGUCUUGCUUUCCAACUAACAAUCCAAAGAGUGAAAGCAACCUCUUUUUUUCUCUGCCCUGUUCCUUUUCAUUGUUUCUGUUCCUAUGCCUGCUGCAGGGCACCUAAAAACACUGCUGAGUGCCCAGGCAGAUGGAAGAGGAGUAGACAAGGGCUGAUGUCACUGAACAGACUGUGGAGAAACAGGAGGGAGGAGCAGGAGCCUGGGCCUUAGCGAUAAGGCCAAGAGUAAAUCAGGUCGUGUAUGCCUUUGGAAGUUUCUGCUGAAUUUUCCCUGUUUAUAGCAUAACUUAUGGCUUGUGUCUCUUGCAUGUGAGAGAAAGAGAGGCUACAACCUCAUGUUUUACAGGUGUUGUCUGAAAUGAACAAGGGCUUGGGUUUGGCUGGAUCAUGCCACCAUACCUGCUUUCCUGUAUUUGAAGGUGCUGGUGGGGAUGAAUUGAGUGAGGCUGGAGAUGAUGGUUUGGGUGUGGUGUGGGUGCUGUGUUGUCUGCUGUGUCCAUAAACUAUGCCCUUCCCUGGGCCUACCUGGAAGGAGGGACUGCCUGAGACUUCUGGAAGGAAGCCAACCUCUCUCUCUUCCACCAGCUGUCCCACAUAAGUCAAUGAAGAUUGCUGGGUCAGAAUACAAUAGAUGUUUUGACUGGACCUGAAUUCCUUAUCGACACAUUUUAGCUGAAGGAUAUUCUUGCUUGGGAAAGGCGCUUGGCAUAUCUUCUGCUGCUGUUGGAAAAUAGCAAGCUUUACUGGAAGCUCCGAAACCCAUUCUUUCUCUGGGAGAUGACCAUCUCUUCCCAAAGUAAUUGGGAUGCUGUGGAAGUAAAUGGUCUACCAGUCAUGAAACGAAUUCUUCUGUUUUUCAUCCUGGCUGCUGCUGUUAUGUACGGUAUAUUGCAUGGAAAUCUGUGGAGAAAUAACUUCUACUGGAUUAGCUUUUAUGGACAGACUUCUUCUGUGAGGGGUCCUUCUUCCAGUGAGGCUAGUGGAGUUACCCAGUUGCCACCUACGGCUGUGGAGAGAAGGAACGCCCUAAACACUUGCACUCUGAAACCAGCAUUUGAAUCUUUACUGGAUGUUGAGAAAAUAUACCCGUUCCUGUGUGCCAGUGAUUUUAUCAGAGUGGCAGAGUACCAUGGAAGUGAUAAGUUCGAGCUACCUUAUGGAAUAAAGAGAGCAGAACAAUUUUUUCGUUCAGCCCUUUCAAAACUGCAAAAUUGUGGACUGUCCAACAAAGACGACACUGUUGCCUGCCGACGGUGUGUUGUGGUCGGUAAUGGAGGAGUACUUCGAAAUAAGACGUUAGGGGGGAAAAUUGACUCCUAUGAUGUGAUAAUAAGAAUGAAUAAUGGCCCUGUUAUAGGGUACGAAGAGGAUGUUGGGAGAAGGACGACUUUCCGCCUUUCCUACCCAGAAUCCAUCUUCUCAGAUCCAAUCCACUACGACCCUAACACUACUGUUGUUAUUAUCGUCUUCAAACCACGUGACUUAAAGUGGCUUUGGGAGAUUUUAGGUGGUCAGAAAAUAAGUGCUAAAGGCUUUUGGAAGAAACCAGCUCUGAACAUGAUAUAUAAAUCUAAUCAAAUCAGGAUUCUUGAUCCGAGCAUCACCAGAAAAACAGCUUAUGAUUGGCUUCAUUUCCCAACAAGAUUUCCCAAAAAAGAGAAACCCAAGCAUCCAACAACGGGGCUAAUUGCCAUUACACUAGCAUUUCACAUUUGUCAUGAAGUUCACCUGGCGGGCUUCAAAUAUGACUUCACUGACAGGAACAGUUCUUUGCACUACUAUGGCAACGAAACAAUGUCUCAGAUGAUGCAGAAUGAAUACCAUGACAUCAGUGCUGAGCAGAAAUUCUUGAAGAAGCUUAUAGACAAGAACUUUGUGGUCAACUUGACGUGAAAGCUGGAUGGAAAAUAUGAAGAACAGUCACUACUUUCAAGAUUUCAGAAUCUUUUUAUUUUUUGUAUGACAUUUUUAUUUUUUAAGUGCAACGUAACUGUUUACUGUUGAAAAACAGCAAGGAAACCUCAUAAGGCAGAAGCUUCUUCUAAGCCAGAGGAUAAUGGACUAUUCUAAGCAGAGCUAACUGAAUUUCUGUGAAGCUAUUUAAUGGGAAAAACACAAAACUUUCAGCUGAAAGUAUCAGGGAUGUAUAAAAAUGUGAUUCACAUUACUUAUUUAUCAGCAAGAACUUUUUUCCAAACGAUUACUUCUCUGGAAUACCUUCUUUUCUAACGUCCUCCAGAAGGAUUACACUGUUAAGGGACUGAGACAACUAUUUAAGUAGUGGAUGGAUGUCAAUGCUUGAAUCUUUCUUGUAAUACAAAAGUGGCUUUAAAAGCAAUGCCUUGAAGUCAUUACUAUGCGUUUGGGAGAAGGGGAAACAUGCGGAACAUACAGACUUUAGUCUGCUCUCCUCCUGAGCAGAGGACUCAUCCAUCCAUCUUCUGUGAAGAAGCCACAACCUGCACUGGUCAUCGACUCUGAACUGCUGUCUGUGUGUGCCAAAGGUGAAGACCCUUUGGUCUGUUUACUGGAGAUGUUGGCAUUGCCAGUGCUCGUGUUGUACUGGUUUAUGGAUAAAAACAUAUGACCUGUGCUGUGCUUCCAAUAAAUUUUACAGUUUUUGACUUCCCUUAGAACAGAGGGAGUUUGAAGACCAAAGCUUUGUCUUGAUUACUUGUGUCUCUUGCUUCCCCCAAAUGACAACAGGAACAUGAGCUCAGAUGGAGAUGUUCACAUUUGAGUUUUACCAUAGAGACACUGUUUUUUGGAUUUCCAGACCUCCAGGGUAGGAUCCAGUAUAUCCUUCUGUUCUCCUGCAAGAAUGACAAUAUAUUUUUCCAAAUGUAAUCCCCUUUUUCGCAUGCUGCAAAGCAUUUACAACUCUACAACUCUGAAAUGCAUCACUACAAACAAUAAACGUUCCUGUCUUUGGCAGCAGAAUGUGCCAGGGACUAUGUAAGAUUGCAACAGCUGAAUUAUUGUUCGGCUUCCGUUUACCUCUCUUGUUUUUACUUAUAGGUUUAAAUGAUGUGGCUGAGCUAAAUCAGUAGGCAUUUAUAUGGGAGUUUAAUUGAGACAUAUGUUGGGAAGGUUGUGUUUCCCGUAUUGGUUUGUUUCAGACAGCCCUACCAAAUAAGUUAUAUUUGCCUGGGAAUGCACUUGACAACUUUCAAAGAUGAAAGAACAAGUAAAACUCCAUUCUAGAUCUUUCACAGGAUGUAUUUAUGUAUCUUUUUAUAAUGUCAGGUUUUUUGAAAGACCUUAUAGUUACGUACUGAUCAUACCUGAAGAAAGCACAAAAAUCUGCUUCAAAAAAGGCUUCAAAGUUGAUAGAAAAACUCUGUUGCUUUUUAAUAAAAAGACACAGAGAUGUAGUACCUCUGGGACCAGUGCAGGCAAUUAAAAUAUGAUCUCAAGCCUCCAGCAGGUCAUGAGCACAGUGUUGUCUUUUUCAGGAGCUGCGCGUUACAGGAGUACUGACCACAGUUCCUUUGCUGCAGCAGUGUAGAGGAGUAAGCACUGAAGUGACCGAAGAGCCAUCAUAUCCUUUUCUUAUUUCUCUUGCAGAGCACAAUAGGUGAUUAAAAAAAGUCCUGAUAGCUUCCUUUUUAGCUCCUUAGCUCUGCCGCUUGGCAGCUGCUGAGUGCAUUGUGACUUUGGAGGCAAGCCACUGCCAAAGAAGAGAUGGCUUGUGCUACUGUGCACUUUUUUUUUUUACUUAGUGACUCCUGGCUUCUGUUUGGUUUCAAGCAAAUGGGACAUAUUUAAAGUAACUGCAGAUGUCAUAAAAAUGUGCAUCUCAGCAUGGUACAAGGAAGUGGCAGUUCAGCCACAAUGGUGCUUCUGCAUGGAGGGGCCUCUCGAACAGCUGUGUGCAGGUGGCAACAGGGAGAAGAGGGGCACGUGGGAGGCAUCAGGGCAGGUGCCUGUGCUGCAGAAGUGGAGGAAACCAGAAGUACUUGAAGGGAGCAUAUAAACAGGAAGGGGGAAUGACUGUUUGCAUGGGUUGAUAAUGAUAGGACAAGGGGGAAUGGUUUUAAACUCAGACAGAGGAGGUUUAGGUUAGAUAUUAGGAGGAAGUUUUUCACACACAGGGUGGUGACGCACUGGAACAGGUUGCCCAAGGAGGUUGUGGAUGCCCCAUCCCUGGAGGCAUUCAAGGCCAGGCCGGAUGUGGCUCUGGGCAGCCUGGUCUGGUGGUUGGUGACCCUGCACAUAGCAGGGGGGUGACUGUUGUGGUCUUUUUUAACCCAGGCCAUUCUAUGAUAAAGUGGCAGAAGUGGUCUUACUUAAAAAUCCGAGCAGAAAUAGGGGGAGUUCUGCACCAGAAAACAGCGAUGCUGCCUUUAGCUCUAUCAGCAUUUGUGUCUCAUGUUUCCCUCAGUCAUUUAAAAAGGUUUGUGCGUGACUGUGCAGCACCAGCCCUGCACUGAUUCACACCACUGACAGCAGCUCCACAAGGAAACAAAAGGCCAAGGCAGGGUGUUUCAUGCGGCUGGCAGUGCUGAACUUCCCUUGUGGGAGUCUCACUAUGCCUAGGGCAGAGGUGGGGGCUGCAUCCCCUUGGUGCCCACAGAUGAAAUAACUGUAAAAAAGGACCUCGUGGCAAACAGACGGUGUCCCCAAAUUCCUUUUUUACUUAAAGUAGUCUCCUUUAUUCUCAUUUUUAAUCACAUGGGCAUUAUGGUCUCUCUAAGCUUCUUUUCUGACAUCUGAUAUUGUGAAUGCUGCCUGCAGGCAUUUCUCCCUAUCAGCUGCUAUUUUUUUAUUUCUCCUCAGUGAGUCUUCCCGUGUUUAUGGCUUUCCCCUUCCCAUAAUUAGGCAGUACUCCUGUGCUCUCUCUCCUGGGGGAACACCGAGUCUGCAUGGGCUGAGGCCGCAGUCAUGGCAGGGUGACUCUCAGCGAAGUUCAGAGCCAGACCUGUUUGCUCGGGACUGAGGCAAGAUUUGAUAGUAUUCAUAAACAAUAGGCACUGUUUUUUUUUUCUUUUAACAAGCACAGCUUGCAGCCCAGCAGCUUUUAUCUUCAGCAAUUAGCAGUGAGCUAUCUGAUUCAUUGGUUUUCUCCCUUAAUGUUUUUUGGUAGGGUUCUGUGUAUACCGGCCCUGCUUUGUCAAUGUCACCCCACCUCACAUGGCCAUUUCUGCUAUUCUGCCUUGAGAACAGACAGCGCUUCUAUGUGGACUUCUUGAAGGCAGGAAUUAAUGUAUUUGCUUUGUCAAUAAUGUCUGCAGAUCGUGGUGCCUAUUAUAUCCGUGUCCACGUUUUCAAUGGCAGCGUGUAAUAUCAAGGGUUAGCCUCGGGGCUUUAAGAUUUUAUUAUAAAAAAAGGAGAGGGCAAUAAUGCAUACCUCAAAUACUUCUUGUUUUUUGCCUUUCCUGGAGGCAAGGUUUCUGCACUGAAAUUUUCCUUUGAAAGCUGCCCGUUGUGUUGAUCAGUGGAGAAGGUGUCAAAUUGUGAAUCCCAAGGUGCUCAAGCCCUGUUUUCAUGUCUGUAGCAGUGUGACUCCACAGGUACCAAGUAGCCCGUGAAGUUUCUUUCUGUAUCUAUUGCAAAGUCAGACUGUUUCACCACUGCUUCCUCUCUUCCUCUUCCCCAGCAGUGGGCUGAAGCUCACAGCAGCAACAUCUUGCAGCAAAGGUGCUCCCGUGUUUUAUCUGCUAAGCCUACAAAGUGCUGCACCGUUAGAAAGACCUCACUCUAAAGUUCCAAAGUGCACGCAAGCAGUAACCUGGAUAACAUCCAUCAGCCCAAGUUCUACUUGGCCCAGACCCUUAGAGUGCCUGUUUAAUUACCGUAAUCAUUAAAGGAAAUUCUGAGAUACAAGAUAAGGAAGGUCGCAAGUUAUUGCACUGAAUAUGAACUGGACAGUGCCUGACAGAUUCAGCUAAAUCACAUUUCUCACGGCUGCGUGUUGAGAAUAAUGCAAAUCCCAGCUUUGGUGUUUACUGAUCAGUAUGUGGUACUUCUUGUUUCCUGCGCCGGGAUUCCUUUCUUUAGCAGUGCCCUGGCAGGUAAUAAAGUACUGUCACUUUUAAGUGGUGCCUGAUCUUAAGACAAUGCAAAGCUCAACGUCUGUUUCUGAUAUAGAUUAUAGUACUUCAUAAUUUUAUUUGCCAUUUGUCUGAAGUUCAUGUGCCUUUAAAGCGUCGACUGUGUGUUGAAGGCUUUCUUACAGAUGUUUCAAGUGAAAUUUUGAAUGCUACAGCUGGAAAGCGAUUAUUUUUCUGCGAAUAAAUGGUAUUAAAAAGUUA